CGCCGCCCUGACUCUGUAGUUCCCGCCCCUCUGCCCCGGUCUCAGCCUAUUCGAGCGGAUCAAUGAGAGCUCAUAUUUGAACUGCUGCAGACACACGAAAACUUACUAUCGAGGACGGGUAGACUAUAGAGGCAGCGCAGAGGAGCAUGGGUUGUCACAACAGCAAAGUUUGUGGCCAGGUCUCCCGGAAAAAGAAAAAAAAUAAAGCACAAGAAUCUGAGAAGCACACAAAGGACAUCAAACUUCAAGAUGGAAGUGGUACGUGCUCAUCUGAAGAGAAUCAGUUGGAGACCUACGAGUGUCAGCUAAAGAUACUACAUGCAGUUUUGACGGCUUCAGGAGACCAGGAGAGAGACCAGCUCCUCAAGGACCAUCCUGGAGACAUCUGCACUUUAGUUCACAGCAUUAUAGAGAAGGUAAAGACUGAAAUAAGCGCCGAUUUAAAUGAUCUUCAUGAAAAACAGAUGAGGAGCACUUUAGAGCGGCAUCAGAGCGCAACAGAAGAGCUACAGCGAUUACACAAUGAAGAGAAGAACGUUUUAAACGAGUCUCAUGCAGAAGCUGAGAAUGCUUUGAAGGAGCAGAUCGAAGGGCUGACGUCAGAGCUGAAACUGUUCAACGAGUUAAAGCGCAGAGUGGAGGAGUCCACGCUCAAGAGGGACCUUCAGAGAAAUAUUGAGACGCAUGGCAGCCCGGGUGCAUUCUGGGAGCAGGAGCAGGAGAGUCUGUUAUUUGUCAUCGAAAUGAAGCGUGAGCGUUUACAGGACCAGGGGAACAAGCUGCUGCAGAUGGAAACACUGGUUGAGAGGAAUCUGUCACUGGAGGAUCAGCUCCUGCAGGCUCUCCAGCAAAGCGAGGACUACAGGGUACGGAUAGACAACUACCAAAGCCUCAUACAACAACUGUCCAAGGAGCAGAACGAGCUGCAGGAGGCGCUAGAGAAGCAGACUCUACAGAACCAGAAGCUCAGUCAGGAGAAAGAAGAGCUGCUUUUUAAACUGAUACACCGCAGAGACUCAUGUUCCUCCUUCCACCUCCCUUCCGUCAUACCCACACAAGUGUCUCCCAGCUGACUGCAACAUUCACCCUCAUCACUGUAUCCUCACCCCGCCUGGCCUCGGUGCCUCGUUGCCUCUUUUUUUUUUUAAAUGCCAGUUUAUUAUGGAGUGCUGUGAACAUGCAGUGCCGAUAUGGACUAUUCACUGCAUUUGUCAUUUUAAAUGGCCAAAAAAAAAAAUUUUUUUUGUACAUUUUAUUUGAUAUCAGGAAUUUUUGGUUGCAUUUUUUUAAAUAGCCGUGGAUCUAUGCAGUCUUUUUGUUGUUGUACAUGGUGUAGUAGCAGUUUCUGCCAAUUUUUUUUAUAGCAGUUUUAUUAUUUUUAUAUCUUUCCAGGAAACUAAGCAGGUAUUGUUGGCAAAAAAUGGUUAUAUUUUUGCCUUAAGACAUUAAUGGAGCCGGAGCACUUGUAGCAUUAAUAUUUGGGAUCUUUUCAGAUGCACUUGCACUUUUAACAGUGUUUUAAUUUUUGGAGAGAUAAUGGGCUGAUUGCCAAUAUGCUUUCUUCCUACACUUUGCACAUAGUAUUUCUGUUUUUAAUUCUGCUUUUCAGUGGUAGGUAAAAUACUGGGGUCCUAUUGGAUAAAAUGGAGUCAUUUUAGCAUGCAUUUCAAGAAGAGACUUCAAAGCCGCCUUCUGCUUUGUUAGUCUGGCAAACCCAACUUUAAAAAAAAGUCUGAAAGUUCUAAACAAUUACACUGAGCUUCUAAAAGUUAUUGAAUUCUUUAAAGGAACGGUUCAUUCUAAAAUUAAAGUUGCUGAAAUGUACUCGCCCUCAGGCCAUCCAAGGUGUAGCUGAGUUUAUUUCUUUAUCAGAACAGAUUUGGAGGAAUUUCACUUGCUCACCAACGGAUCCUCAGCAGUGAAUGGGUGCCGUCAGAAUGAGUCCAAACAGCUGAUAAAAACAUCACAAUAAUCCACAUGUAAUCCACACCACUCCAGUCCACCAGUUAACAUCUUGUGAAACAAAAAACUGCAUGUUUGUAAGAAACAAAUCCAUCAUUUAGACAUUUUUAACUUCAAACCGCAGCUGAAUGUCUUGUCUGAAUCAGGAGAAAAAUAUGCACCAUUUACAAGUCCAAAACAGUUCUAAACAAAUACAUCAGUUAUGUUUUUAUCAGCUGUUUGGACUCUCAUUCUGACGGCACCCAUUCACUGCGGAUGGUCCAAUUUGUUGUGAUGAAGAAACUAACUCUUGGAUGACCUGGUUUCAUUUUUUUUAAAUAUUCUUUCCUCAGUAUUUCAGAUGGUCUUCUAGAUGCAGAUUGAUUUGCCAUUUUUAAAACGUUAGUGGUAAAGUUGACUUUGUGCAUAUAUCUUUUUUUUUCCUUUGUGAAUUAUUGUAUAAAUGUUCUGCCUUAUGUAUGUUCACUUCUGAAUCAGUGCCUUUGGUUUAAGAUGUUUCCUGGAUAAAUCAAGCAAUAAACCUGCAUCAGAAGGACUGUA
Messenger RNA from Labeo rohita (rohu), 2502 nucleotides. It is a transcript of the gene ccdc69, whose product is annotated as coiled-coil domain containing 69. Gene Ontology annotation, cellular component: nucleus; cytoplasm. The record is from RefSeq and is a predicted model, not a curated record. Gene Ontology annotation, molecular function: microtubule binding. Bases 147 to 1073 code for a protein of 308 amino acids. The transcript is spliced from 9 exons. Lineage: Eukaryota; Metazoa; Chordata; Actinopteri; Cypriniformes; Cyprinidae.